AUGAGAUAUUAUCUUAUUUUCAUCGUGCUUAGUAUUUCGUAUUUAUUCGUUAAUACACAGCCAGAAGAUAGUUCAACGACAAACAGUCUUGUGCAAAAUGUUACUGAAAAAGAAACAACCGUUGUUCCAACUACUGGCAAAACUACUGAGCAUACAAGCUUAAACCAAACUACUAAACAAAUGAACUUCGGGACAACUACGAAAUAUACAAAUACUGAUCAAACUACUCAACAUACAAGUUUAGAACAAACUAUAGAACAAAAAAGCUUUGACCAGACUACGAAACAUACAAUCUUUGACCAAACAACUGUCAUAUCGGAUAUAAAGACCACAACAAGUGUUUCAAACAAAGUAUUUGUAUCUUCAUAUGUUGAACCACCACCACAUCCACUUGGCUAUUGUAUUCGUUCACGUUUACGUUGUUCUAAAAUUCGUCGUUGUUGCACAGGAACCUGCAAUGUUAUCAGGAUGAGAUGUCCAUAA
Rotaria sp. Silwood2 is the source of this 483-nucleotide messenger RNA. NCBI's taxonomy places the organism in Eukaryota, Metazoa, Rotifera, Eurotatoria, Philodinida, Philodinidae. The record is from the annotation of a GenBank genome assembly.